UCUAAUAAUUAUUUUCAUUGUCAAUGUUUCUAUGAAAUAUAAGCAAAAUGCCAGCACAAUUUCCCAGAGCCCAAGGAGACAGCCUUCUAAUUGCUUGUUUUAUUAGUCCAAAUCUGAAAGAUUUUCAAUUUACAGAGAUAUUUAACAAAGAAAAGCACAAAAUUGAAGCUGGAGCAUUUUUGGAAUUUCUGCUUGAUGAAAAACUAUUGAUGCUAUCUAAUAUUUUUCUGCAACUAAUUAAUUUACUCUUUAGGCACUAACUCAAACUGUUGACAAAAAAUCUGGAAUACAUAAACCCAAACUGCUGUUUCUCUUCUGAAAAAUGCAAUACACUGGUAACAGGUUAUAUGUAUUAUUUCUGGUUGGGCUAUCUAGUUUAAACUUUUUAAAUGAAACCUCCCAACGAAAGAUGUCUCAGUACUACCCACACACAAGUUGUGAAGCGUGGUGCUCAGCACAAAAUCUACAGCAAUGGUUUUCCAAAGACAUAAACAAAAUCAAGAGAAUGAAAGUGGAGAUUGCAGCUUGAACACUUGAGUAUUAAAUUUAAUGUCAGAUGAUGUUUAUAAACAUAAGUGAUGUAAAUCUGCUUGGUCAGCAGAAGAAAGAAUGCUGAUUGCACUUUUCUGCUUGUUCUAACUCCUCUGCUUCCUCUUAUGCUCCCCCGUUUCCUUUGCCAGCUUGUUCUCCUAUUUCCUUCCUCCAUUCGCUGCUCAUCCACCUCCUUUUCCUCUUUCUCCACGUACCCCUGUUAGAGAACCAAGCUUACUCUUUGCACAGGGCCUGGUACUUCUUGAAAUUCCUCACUAACUGUCAGCUAACUUGAUUGUGGGUGGUAAUUUCCCACCCCGGUUGAAUUCUCCUCAGUGCCCCAUCACUGGGCCGCUGUACUCUGUCCAGUUGGACAAGCCUCUAAACAGUGCGGUCCCUUCAGCUUCACAGGCCUGUCCUCUGUUCGCUGUCUGUGUCUAUCUGUUCAGCCUACAUGGCUUACAUAACAUCGCAGGGACACAAAAGACCACGGAGGCCCAGUCAUGCAUUGCCAGGGGAAGUGAGAGUGCAAAAAAAAAAAAGACCCUUAACCCUGAGCUGUCAACACUAUUGAGACACUGUUGCUUUCAUUAGCUCUGUUUUCCUUUGGACAGUUUGAAAUCUUUUUUUCUCGAUCCUCUUUUUGGUCUCUCCUCCUCUUCUGUGUUCAAGCUCCUACAAAUGCCUUACUGGCUUUCUAUUGUCAGAUGUUCACUUUACAUUUUACGUCUUAUGCCCGUGUUGCACAGUCAGCCAGUCUCAUCUUUGUUUUUCUUUUGAUUGUCUUUGUUGCCUGUCUGUCUCCUUCUCUUCUACUUGUUUACCAUCUUUCUUCCACCUGCUGUCAUUUCUUUCUAUCAUUUACUCAAUUAUUCCUCAUACCUAUCUUUGCUGUUUUUACGUUGUUACUUAAGCUUGAAAUCUCUCUGCUGUGGCCCUAAAGUAAAGUUAUCUAAAAUCUGAAACCUGAAACCAAAAAAAGAAAUGCAUCUGAUAAUAUACAAAUAGCCACAGAAUAGCCACAGAACGGCUAUGUCGUGACUCAUGUCUUCUGUGCGUUAAAUCACUUUCUUGUGUAGGUGUGGCAUUUGUGAGUUUUCACAAGCGACUUAAUCCACUAAUUGUCAUCCGUGCCCAUUAUGAUGUAAUUGGGGAUGAGCUUUGGCUAGGGUUAUUUGUUGAUCUGUCACAAACUAUUUCAAAAGUCACAGCUAAUGUGAUUUAAUUGGAAUGAAUGUGUCUCAAUCACUACCACAGUCUAGCUUUUGCUAAAUUAUACUAGAUGCGGAUUGUCCAUCGGGAAGGAGCUUUUUUGUAAUUGUCAGACCACUUCCACACAUUUAAAAACUUAUGGUAAAACCUAUAUCAAAACAAAUAAAUAUCAGCAGUUGUCAUGUUGUUUUAGAUCCCUGCAGGCAAAGAUAAUUAUAGCUUCUGCCACCUGCAGGUGAUGAGCAUUGUGACUGAAAUUUUGUCUUUUGUUUUGAUAGAUGUUUUCUUGGUAUGUGUUUUUACAUACAAAAAAACAAAAAAAGUAAUACAACUUUUUUGUUUUGGUGACACCCACUACCCUAAAUGUAAUUGUUUUAUUUUUUGGACAAAUUAAAGCUGGUUAGGUCUGUAAAGUAAGUGUUGCUGGAGUUUUGACCUCUUUAGAUUUGUUUCCCUUCUCCAUGCAUCUUGGAAGUUGGUGAAGUUGUGCCAGAAACCCCUACUCUGCUUCUAUAGGUCUGUAAAGUACCCAGGUGGACAGUCAUGGAGGGCAGAGGACACGAUGACUCUCUGAACAGGUUUAAAAUGUUGAAAACAUCCUGCUAAACGACCAGGGAAAUUAUGUGCUAUGUGACUUCGGCAGUGCCACUCACAAGAUUUUGCUGCCACAUAAAGAUGGAGUGACCGCUGUGGAGGACGAGAUUAAGAAGUACACAACCCUUUCAUAUCGGGCGCCAGAGAUGAUUAACUUGUACGCAGGGAAAGCCAUCACCACUAAGGCUGAUAUAUGGGCACUUGGAUGCUUGUUGUACAAGCUGUGUUUCUUCGCACUUCCAUUUGGGGAGAGUCAAGUUGCCAUAUGUGAUGGAACCUUUAUCGUUCCGGAUAACUCCAAAUUCUCCUUCAAGUUGCACUGUUUAAUCAGAUAUAUGCUCGAACCAGACCUGGAGAAGAGACCAGAUAUUUACCAAGUGUCCUCCUUUGCCUUCAAAUUAGCUGGAAAAGACUGUCCAGUGCCAAAUCUCUUUAACUCCCCCAUCCCUACGUCGCUCCCAGAGCCUCUAACGGCUAGUGAGGUCGCUGCAAGGAAAAGUAUGACAAAAGCCAGGAUAACGGAGUCUGUGGGGCCGACGGAAACAUCAAUAGCUCCCAGACAGAGGCCAAAAGCAGCAAACAGUAACGUCUUGCCCCUCGCUAAUACUGUCACCCCUGUCAAGAUGACCGUGCCUUCAGCACCUGUCAGCAACGGCCAGAAAGCUCCCACCCCUGGCUCAGGGCAAACAUCCAUGCAGCCCCAGCCCAGCAGUCAGCAGCACCGAGUCCUGCAGCAGCUACAGCCUGGUGACCUGCGUUUACAGCAGCUACAACAACAUCCCCACCACCACCACCACCACCACCAACAGCAAGCUGUGCAGCAGCAUGCACAGCAACUCCAAUACCUCCAAUACCAACAGGCUGUACAGCAAUCCCUCCAGCAGCAGCAGCAGGCCCAGCUCCAGCAGCAGCAGCAGCAGGCCCAGCUCCAGCAGCAGCAGCAGCAGGCCCAGCUCCAGCAGCAGCAGCAGCAGGCCCAGCUCCAGCAACAGCAGCAGCAGGCCCUGCUCCAGCAGCAGCAGCAAGCCCUGCUCCAGCAGCAGCAGAUGAUGAUGCAGCCGAUGUACCAGCAGCAGGUUGCUCAGGCCCAGGCCCAGGCUCAGUAUGCAGCCAUGCUGCACCAGUACCAACAGGCUUUUGUCCAGCAGCAGCAGCAGCAGCAGCAGCAUCAUCAUCAACAUCAGCCUCAGCAGCAUCACCCCGCUCAGCAGCCUCUCCCCUAUAUGUCCUCCCCUCUUGAGUUCCAGAUUCCGUUGGGUUCCUAUAAUGCGACCACGCCCACAGCAGGACCUGGCCAGAUGGGGGGACCAUCUCCUGUGGAUCCCUCAUACACUAACCCCAGUAGAAACCCACUGCUUGCUUCAGAUGGGAUCACGACACCCUCUCAUAGCUGCAACAGUGCAGUCAGUAACCCCCCCGACAUGUCGGGCUGGAACCCUUUCGGAGAGGACAACUUCUCCAAGUUGACCGAGGAGGAGCUGAUUGACCGGGAGUUUGACAUGCUCAGAGCAAAAAAGCCGGUGGAGAGAACAGCCAGUGUGGAGACAGACCGACUGCAGCCUGCUGCAUCCGCUGCCAAGCCCCCCCUACCAGAGGACCUGUUUGGCUCAGUCCCGUUUGUGGCCAACGCAGGUACCAAUGUGAUAAAGACUGAGCAGAACAAUAAGGAUGUCGCCGUUCCUGCCCCUGUGUCAACCAUUGCAGAGGAUCUGCAGCAGCAGCUGGUGGCGGCCAAGGAGCACAAACCAGGCAAGAAGAGCACCUGUAGACCAGGUGAAGAGUCCGACAGUGACUUUGAGUCUGACCCUCCUUCGUCAAAAAGCAGCGAGGACGAAGAGCUGGAGGAGGAAGAAGGCCUGAAUAGUGAGCACGGAGAAGACACUGAGCCAGAGAAUUUAGGACAGAGGCCUUUGCUGAUGGAAUCAGAAGAAGAGGGAGAGGAGGAUGAAGACCAGCAUAGCUCUGACUCCGAUUACGAUCCCAGCAGAGUCAAGAGCCGCUCAAAGAAAGCUCUGACUGCUAAAGCCGCUUCAGCAGCCACCAGAGGUCCUCGGGAGGAUUCUGGCAUGACUCUGAUCACCCCGCCUGAGUCGCCCAGUGGAGCGAGAGCUGCUCCAGCUGAGGAUCCUGUGGAUGUUUUUGGUGCUGUUCCCUUCCUCGGAGGAGCCUCGCCUGUCGGGCCUUCAGAAAGCUCAGACAUCUUUGCCAAAGCGCCUUUCAGGCAAGUCAGCCAUGAGCAGCAAGCUGCGGACGAGUUUGAUGUUUUUACCAAAGCGCCAUUCAACCGGAACCUCUCUAAGUCGGGCAAGAGUGGUAGUGAUGUUCCCGUGGGCCAAACGCCACCCAUUUCCCCUGAGGGCAUUGACAUUUUCGGCUUCUCUCCCUUCCAGCCUGGCCCCACCGAACCGCCUCCCACCACCUCUAGAAGUGCAGAAGAUAUCUUCCGGCCAUCUUACGAGGAAUCAGCCAGCCCUCAGCAGCAGAGGCUGAAGCAGCGCAGCCUCCAGAAGCUGUCGUCACGCCAGAGAAAAACCAAGCAGGAGGCCACAGCAGGCGGCAGCAAUGGCAAACGCCACCACGGUACACCAACUGGGGGCCGCAAGACCAACAAGCCAACAUACCGCACACCUGAGCGAGUCCGCAGACACAAGAAGGUUGGUCGCAGAGACUCGCAGAGCAGCAACGAGUUCCUUAGCACCUCUGACUCUAAAGAGAACAUCAGUGUUGAUAUAACCAUGGCUGAAGGUAAAGACAAAGGAGCUUCUCUGCCGGUAGACGAGGCCCUUUUAGACCCGUUUGGAGCCAAACCUUUCCAUCCUCAGGACUGCAGCCCGCACGGCCAGUACCAAGGAAUCACCGACAGCAAGAGCGACAUGGGCACAGCCAAUGGCAAGUCCUGGAUGGGUUCUCUUCCUGGUGAUCUUGGAGAAAGCAGAAACAUGGAUGAUUUCGGUGCGGUGCCCUUUACAGAAAUGGUCAUCCACAGUGGACCACAGCAGCCUCCGCCGCCCUCGCAGCCGCUGGAGCUCGACCCGUUCGGAUGUGCACCUUUUCCCUCGAAGCAGUGACUUAUCUCGCAUCUUCCCGCUGUGUCAGUUGCUGUUAAAUAACCCCUGAGCUUUUUUUAUUUGGGGGGGUGUCUUGGGAACAUAUUCAACCAAUCAAGAAAUGACAAGACAACAAUGUCCUAACAUUUUAAUACAUCUUUCAGUUUCAGUAACUAAAACCCAAAAUCCUGUGGAGUGAGUAAUGUUUCUACAUAUCUUUCAGCUGUACCUGUUUGCUCAGAAGCCUUUUAUGCUGCAUCUUAACGCUUGGAAAGACGUUUGAAACGGAAAACCCACUCGAAAAUCGUACUGUGAUAAGCUUUACGUAUGACCGCUUGACUCACUGCAAAAAGCUCUUUAUGGCCUGCCUUGUGAUCUACAAAUGUUGUUUUUAGCACCACAAAGCCUUACCCGAGCUGGGCUCUGCCUUGCUGCACAGUACCUCGGAAACUACGACACAGUCGGCCCGUGUUGGCCUUUAAUGUCAGCGGAAUUGUUUGGCAGUUGACCUUAACCACUUUGUUUUAACCUUAUUAGGCCUUUUUCUAUGCAUAAUUUCACAGUAGUCUAACGCAGGCAAAUAUGGCGAUGAUAUGUGUAGCGUUAAACUUUGAAAACUACAAGGGAUUGAAUUUUGUUUUUCCUUAAAAAGUUAGAUCUACUAAUUGGGUCAGGUUUAAAUUUAGGUUCUUAAAUGUUUUCUUUUUCAUUCUAGCUGUAAACUAUGUACUGUUAACUUUAUUUUUCAUUAAGUUACAACUCAACAACACAUUCUGUUAGAAAUAAGGAAGAAAUGAAAGCCACAUUAGCCCACUAGUCUAGGAUUGUGUUUUAAGAACUACAAAAAGUCACAAGCUGUGCUGUUUUCUCAGCAAUGUAAGUGCUCCUAACAUUUGAUGUCGUGGCAUUUUCAGAAUAAUUUAUGCUUUAGAAUAAAUGAGAAAUGCACCUUUUUCACAGGAUACGGCUGGUAGUAUUCUAUACGUUUUGUUAUGUCAACAAAUCCCAGGAAAAGACCAAAAUCAACAAGGUGUGACUUCCUCACCCUGUCAGUGGCUCUCAGCACCAAGUCCGUUGGAUACUCGUGAAGAGGUAAAUCUUUAAUGGGAUCAUUUUAUGUCAUGUGAAAUAUGCUUAUUCACUUUCUUGUUGAGAUAUUUUAGAAAAUUGAUACCGCUCAAGACUGGUAACAGACAAUUUUGUGCCCAGAGCAGUGACGUCUUCGAGUCCCUCUGGUUUCCUGACAAGACUCAAGGAAUAACUGUCUGGCCAAUAGUAGAGUGCACAACCCCCCCAUAAAAUCACAACAAUAAAGGAGAUAUAACAUGCUAAUCAGGUGCUGGUAGUAAUAGCAGAUCAGGAUAUUGGAUACACACACAAUACUUAAUAGAAUCAGUUUGUUUCAUGUUAUUUGUUGACAGUAUCAACAGUAUAGAAUAUCACCAGUUGUUCUUCAACACAGGUCCACUGACAGAAAUCUGUGAUAUACAAUCAGGCCAUUUACCUUCAUGAAUGCACUUUUCAGUGCUGAAUACUUCCAUGAACUAGAUCUGUGUGCUCCACAUCGACGGCCUUAAGCACUGCAUUAGCACAACCAUUGGCACAUUUAUUCGAAUUAAACCUGCAGGUUGCCGUGUUUUCACCAGUGGAGCCACUUGAUAUAACUACUUGCCAUCUUUUUUUUCACAAGGGGAAAUCUUGUAUUGUAUUUAUCAUGCUAUACUGCUGUUUGAUGCAAUAAAGUCCUCUCACUGCA
This is a messenger RNA of Micropterus salmoides (largemouth bass), 7140 nucleotides long. RefSeq names its product BMP2 inducible kinase (gene bmp2k). The record is from RefSeq and is a predicted model, not a curated record. NCBI's taxonomy places the organism in Eukaryota, Metazoa, Chordata, Actinopteri, Centrarchiformes, Centrarchidae. Gene Ontology annotation, biological process: protein phosphorylation. Bases 2484 to 5405 code for a protein of 973 amino acids. Gene Ontology annotation, molecular function: ATP binding; protein kinase activity. The transcript is spliced from 13 exons.